GAUGGACGAGGCGAGCCUGCUGUCCGAGCUGGUGGAGGCGGCCUCCUUCCUGCAGGUCACGUCGCUGCUGCAGCUGCUGCUGUCCCAGGUGCGGCUCACCAACUGCCUGGAGCUGUACCGCCUGGCGCAGGUGUACGGGCUGCCCGACCUGCAGGACGCCUGCCUGCGCUUCAUGGUCGUCCACUUCCACGAGGUGCUGUGCCAGCCCCAGUUCCACCUCCUGGGGUCUCCGGCUCCAGCCCCGGGGGAUGUCAGCCUGAAGCAGAGGCUGAGGGAGGCCCGGAUGACUGGGACCCCCGUCCUCGUGGCCCUGGGGGAUUUCCUGGGGGGACCCUUGGCCCCUCACCCCUACCAGGGGGAGCCUCCGUCCAUGCUCAGGUAUGAGGAGAUGACUGAGCGUUGGUUCCCGCUGGCCAACAACCUUCCUCCCGACCUGGUGAACGUCAGGGGCUACGGGUCGGCCAUCCUGGACAACUACCUCUUCAUAGUGGGCGGGUACAGGAUCACGAGCCAGGAGAUCUCUGCUGCGCAUUCCUACAACCCCAGCACCAACGAGUGGCUCCAGGUGGCCUCCAUGAACCAGAAGAGGUCUAACUUCAAACUCGUGGCUGUUAAUUCAAAACUCUAUGCCAUUGGCGGGCAGGUGGUUUCUAAUGUCGAGUGUUACAAUCCUGAGCAGGAUGCAUGGAAUUUUGUGGCACCCUUACCAAAUCCUCUGGCUGAGUUCUCUGCAUGUGAGUGUAAGGGGAAGAUUUAUGUCAUUGGAGGAUACACGACCAAAGACCGGAACAUGAACAUUUUGCAGUACUGCCCCUCGUCCGACAUCUGGACCCUCUUUGAAACAUGUGACGUUCACAUUCGCAAGCAGCAGAUGGUGUCAGUCGAGGAGACCAUCUAUAUCGUGGGGGGGUGUCUCCACGAACUGGGGCCCAACCGGAGGAGCAGCCAGAGUGAGGACAUGCUCACAGUGCAGUCCUACAACACUGUCACCCGGCAGUGGCUCUACCUCAAGGAGAACACGUCCAAAUCGGGCCUUAACUUGACUUGCGCGCUUCAUAACGAUGGCAUCUACAUCAUGAGCAGAGACGUGACCCUGUCCACCAGCUUGGAGCACCGCGUUUUCCUCAAGUACAACAUCUUUGCAGAUAGUUGGGAAGCAUUUAGGCGUUUUCCAGCCUUUGGACAUAACUUGCUCGUUUCCUCUCUUUAUCUGCCCAAUAAAAUGGAAAAAUGACUGAAUUGACUUCGUAUUUCAAAGAAACCUGGUUCAAGACAGAAAAAGUGUAGUGUCCCAUUUCCAGGGAGACUGACUUCUACAGGGGAAAUGUGGGUUCGAAGUAGGUCACAUAUACACAGCUGUAAAUAAGCUUACUUGAACUAAUUACUUGAAAACUUGUGGAGAAAAGAGACCAACUUUAUUGUUUUUUCAGUUAUUGGUUUUUAAAUGAUGGGAGCAAAUCCAUGAUACUGUUUUCCUCCAGAGAGGAUACGUACCCUUGGGCCAGUGACUAAAACUGAUCAUUGAAAAGGAGCUUCAUCAUGUCUGCUUAGUAAAGGGCCAAAGUCAAUAAUUGGUGUGAAUGGUAAAGAUGAUUUUAAGAUCUGUUUUAUUCAGGUCACUUGAAAUAUUGUUAAUACCUUAAGUGAAAGGGUUUUUUUGGUCAUUAAUUUACUUCACAAACAUUUAUAUUAACACGUAUUCUCCCCACCUCUCCCCUAAUUAUACCCACAUAUACUUCCAGUGUGUGUAAAAUAGGGUUCUGUGUUCAGAUAUUUUGUUUGUACGUUACCUUGCAGGACGUGGACAGUGAUGGAACCCUACAGUGAAGCCUCACAAGCAUCCAGUCCUCCCCAAAACCUGCAUAUGAACAUUCUCAGCUGUUUUUCCAGGCUUUUUUUUGCAAUUAUGAAUGCUGAGUAAAUAGGCAAAUAUAGCCACUUAUUUCAUUUCUGUGGCAGAUUGCAGAUACAUGUGGACAGAUAAGUUGCAUUGCUUUUUGUUUACUAGAGGAUAUAUUGUUUAAAAGAAUAGAUAUAUAUAUUUUAAACUGAGUCUUAAAUUUAAAUUCAGUUGGGAUGGAAGGGAAAUACCAAAUAAGAAAAACAAUUGCCUUUAAGAGUUACUUUUAUGGAAUGCGUUUGACUUAGUUAUUAUUUUCUUAAGAUUGAAAAAAUAACCUUAUUAUAUUUAGAUCACUCAUCUUUCUAAUUUAAUGUUAGCCUUUUAAUUCAUUCUUUGCUUGUGUGGGGUAAGGUAAGGGUAGCUGUGAACUGUUUGCCCUGGAGAGAGGGGAGGAAGCUCUGAUAGAAGUGGAAUGGCCUCUGGUGCUAGUUCUGAAGUUAGGCAAGGAGCUCUUCUUGCCUUGGUGGUUAAAUCCAGUUGGAACCCAGCUCAAGCAGGUGUUUGUUUUCAGUAAGUCAGUUAACAGGAUAAAAGCUUCUGCCCAUUAUAGAUCAGCAUUUCUUUAAAGACAUACACACAUACUUAUGGAAAUUUUGUUUUGAUUGAAAAACACUCUCUGAAAUUCUCUGAUCUUUUGUAAUGGAUUUUGUUCACCUGUGCACUAGAUUCCAUCCUUUUAACAUUCCAGUUACAGUCAGUGUGCCUCACUUUAAGAAAGUCCCCUAGAAAAACACUGUCACAAGUUCAUGCGUCAGCAGACGCUUACCGAGUGCCUCCAGUGUGCGUUCACCGUGCAGAUGUGGUUUAGAGGAGCUGAUGGCUUCAACAGAGUUCCUCGGUCUAUCGGGAGUCACUACAGGGUCUCUACAAUCAUGGCCUCCUAGAUAUUUAAAAUGAGGGUCUGGUUGUAAAAAUGUUAUUUGCACACUUUUCAGGAACAUUACUUGGUAAAAUGAGGUAAACCUUUAUUGUGGACGUGGAGACAGAUCUUUGUAUCUUGUCACCAAUUAAUCCUAUCAGUAUUCUACUUAGAACACUAGUUUAAGGGUUUCUAAGCCAUAUCCAUUUAUUCUCAAAUACUUAGCCUUUAAAAACAAACAAACAAAAACAACUCUGAGCUGAAAUUUUCCUGGGAAUGAUACUUUAAUAAUAGGUUUAUAUUAAUUUAUAUUCACUAUAGAAUUGAAUUUCUAGUGAUAAAUAAUUUCAUUACAUGUAUUUAAAAAUCUUAUUUAUUUUAGAUAGUGUUAACUUUGGUUGCUACAGAGCUAACUUUUAAAGGCUCAACAUUAUAUAUUCAGAAGAUUCUAGCCAUUUGAAUUAGUUCUGGACAAGCAGUUGGAGAUUGGCUUGUAAAUAACCACACCACAUAAAAUGCAAUAGUAGUCCUGCCAAUUGGUUCUCUUCUUGAUUGCGUUCUUUGGGUCCAUUUUCCUAAUGCCAACAGUUAGAUUCUUGGCCCAAGUGAAGGCAUACUCUGAUCCACAGAGCUCUUUUGAGAAACCAGGUUUGAUGUGUGUGUAUAUGUGCAUAUAUCUCUGCGUGCGCGUGUGUGUAGGCUGGCGUGUUAUACCUCUCUCUAAGACACACAGACGUCUGAUAAGGCUCUGUUACUCUGGCUGCCAGCAGUGCUGGGCAAGGUGGAAGGUGCAGUAGGAACAGAUCAGUGGACUUGGGACAUCCGCCUUCCUGCUGUGCCCAUGAGCUGUGCUGACAUUUUGAGGGUCAUUUGAGUUUAGCUCUGUUCCCUUGUUGGUGCCAGUGUUAUAGGGAAGACUCUACCUAUGUUAAAAGCAAAGUUGCUUUGAAAAUCUUCCCUCAUCCCCCAGGAUUUUGCUCUUUGACACUAUUCCUCUGUUUUCUUCCUUUCUCUAAAUGCAUUAUCUUUUCUGAGAUGCUUCUUUGGGGUGCAAACCUCCCAUUGUGGAGAGGAGAGUGACUGGGAGAACCCCCAGUGGUGGCCACCCUGCCAGAAGCACCCCGUUUACUGAGAAUGGCCUGAAGGGCAGAGAGUGAGUCCUGAGUGUGGGUUGGUAGAGGGGGUUAUAGGUCCUUUCUGUCAUUCUGCCUGGCUCUCUUUUCAACACCUUUAGUUUCAGAGGCCUCUCCCUUUAGUGUUCUUUGAAAGUUUCUGAUGAAUGUGUAAGAGUUGAUUAUUUCAGCAGUGUUGGUUAAGUCAUAACAUUGAAGUACUGAGAAGGUUAUGGAUACUAGUAAGAAACACAUAGAUUAAGAUUAAGCCUGAAUACCAAAGAGAGUUUAACUUUGCCAUUUUUGGGGAACCAAAAUCUGAAGUAAUUCCAAAUGCCUUAGAUACCAAUUAAAGUCAUACUGAGACAGAUAAAGCUCUUUCUCUACAAAGGGAGUAAUUAGUAAGUGCGCGCCCUCUUCCAGUAAACAGUUAUACUUAUUGAGCAGUACAGAUGCCGUGUUUUCAGAUUUCCAGGAAAAGUCAUAACUCUGCCUGUUCGGCAGCACAGGUAGAUGGGAAGGCCUUGGCCUUCCCGAUCAGCCAGUAUGUUAGUGAGCAGUGGCUUAAAGCGGAGCACUUGAGAAACAGCAUAGUGACAGAAAGGUCAUAUGGAUGAGUGCUGCAUGCCUUCCUCCUAGCCAGGGGCGGGGCGUAUAGAACAUCUAUGCCGUCAUUCUUUCAGGGCGGCCUUACGAGGGAGCGACACUCCUUUCCUCUGUGCCAGGAAUUGGCCGCAGAAUCCAUGUCCUCAGCACAUCCACUGCCAGUCCAUCAGAGAGAGAUGAAGUCUGUCAUCCCUGCUUUAGACGAGUGAAUGAGUUAGGUGAGUAGAUACUACCCAAAUUGGCUUUGAAAGCAGUGAGGCAAUUUAGCCCAGGGCCCCAGUUCCCAGAAAUGUUUACCGCAUGUCCAUCAUGUGUGCGACAAUGCUAAUAACAGGAUACUGAUAGAAAUAAGCCACCAUCCCUGACCUUGAAGAGCUUACCACCUUGUGCAGAUGUUCACUCUAAUCAUAACUAGAGUGUCCUUCAAAUAUGCCCACUUCUGUCAGGAACAUGGGGCCCUCUGGCUUGGCCCCCUCUUCAGUCCUGGUCCAAUCUGUCCAUUAACGAUUUACUAAUAGUCAUGAACCAGCUUUUCUGUAAAGUCGAACAUCACGUUUUUGUUUUUUAUGGUAUGCUUUGUUUUCUCACUACUAUCCAUAGUCUUCUCUGUACUUCAUUAAAAAAAAAAAAAAUUACGUGAUUCUUCUUUAUUUAACCUACUAGGCACCACAGCCUAUGGAGCCGAGGGCUCAGCAGCUUGAGCCCUCUAGGAGGAGCAAAGCCAGGGAAGUAAGUACUGAGAGAGAGGCGAGCUGUGUGCAUGUGUAUUUAUACCUAUGCCUUUAAAACACUUCUGUAAAAAGUAUUAGAGGAGUUAUCAUUAAGACACUAGUUCUGACGAAAAGUCAGUUGAUUUUGUCUUUGUGCUAACUGUAAGGGUAUUUUCCAUCCUUAUGUUUCAGUCACAUAAGAGUGUUUUUCUUUUCUUGUGUUAACUUCAGAAACAAUAUAAAAUGCACACCGGUUGACACAGGCUGACUUCUGCACUUGACGUAACCAUUUCCAUUUAUUCCUCCAGGAGACAGAUGAAAGGUAGAAGAUUGUCAAUUCUGAGGAGCAAACGUGUACUGUAAUUACUUUGGUAGGGUUGGCUGGUGCUUUCUCAAAUGGACGUCAUAGUUUGUUACUAGUAAAGAAAAGGAAAAUGUAAUCUGCAUUGUUGUGUCGUUUUUCUAAAAAAACCCCAAAACUAAAUAGGGGCUCCUUAGAUGUCUCUGCAGUGUUUUCAUAUCUAGUGGACAUUUUGGGGGAAAUGAUAAUCUGUAGAAUGAAUAGUUCUGUUAUGACUGAUACUUUGUUAUCAAGAUUGUAUUGAGUCUGAAAUGUGUGGCUUCAAAUGUAAACAUUAUCAUAUGGUUCAUUUAAAUGCGAUGAUGCCUAUGAAGCACUUGCCCAAACAGCGUUCGUUUUGUGUUUAGAACUCUAGAAGGAAACCUCUUCAAAUAAAGUAGUUCUAAAGCGGC
Molecule: messenger RNA, 5943 nt
Organism: Miniopterus natalensis
Lineage: Eukaryota; Metazoa; Chordata; Mammalia; Chiroptera; Miniopteridae
Gene: KLHL42
Product: kelch like family member 42
Molecular function (GO): protein binding
Source: RefSeq, a predicted model, not a curated record